Molecule: messenger RNA, 2593 nt
Organism: Drosophila hydei
Lineage: Eukaryota; Metazoa; Arthropoda; Insecta; Diptera; Drosophilidae
Gene: mh
Product: sprT-like domain-containing protein Spartan
Exons: 4
Coding region: 156-2465 (769 amino acids)
Biological process (GO): DNA repair
Cellular component (GO): nucleus
Molecular function (GO): single-stranded DNA binding; polyubiquitin modification-dependent protein binding; metalloendopeptidase activity
Source: RefSeq, a predicted model, not a curated record
ACACAUGGUGUUGCCAGAGAUUCUAAAGCCAACAGCUGUGUUGUCGCAGUAAAUUAAGCGCGAAUUUGUUACGAAUUUUAAAGAAUUGCCAUUUACGCCGGCCAGCCACACUGAAUUGCAUUUAGUGUACUGCACUGCACUGUACUGUGUGCAAAAUGUCCGAAGAUCCUGACUAUCUAUUUGCACUUCAGCUGCAGGAGCAACUCAAUCGAGACAUAGCUAGCAGCAAGGACGCAGACCGUGCAAAGAUUGAGGGGAAGUCAGGCCAAGACGACAUUGAUUACCAGUUGGCUAUGAAGCUGCAGGCCGAAAUAAAUGGAGCGGAUGCAGACGUCAGCGGCGAUGAGAGCUUUGACAAUGACGGCGCCAGUGUCUAUGCUCUCGACAUGAGCAGCAGCAAGAACAACAACAACAGCAACAACAAUAAAAAUCUAGCCAAGAAGCCCCCACCAAGUCGCAAGAAAAGUAUGGAUUUAAUGAAGGCGCCCAUGUCUCCGCCAGUCGGCUAUAAUAACUAUUUGGAUCAGACGCAGAAUCUGGUGCAUCCGGAAUGGGAGCUAGUUGAUCCAACGCCCGAUAUAUUUGCCAUGUUUGUCCGCUUUGACCAGAAGUUCUUUCAGAAGCGUCUGGGCGCCGUUGUCGUUGAGUGGAGCAAGCGCAUGUAUUCCUGUGCUGGCAUUUGCUAUCAGCGUGGUAAUCGAUUCGUUAAAGAGGUAAUCAUACGACUCAGCGAGCCGCUGCUAAAGUUGCGACCACGCAAGGACUUGGUCGAGACACUGCUGCACGAAAUGAUUCAUGCCUAUUGCUUUGUGCUGAAUAUACGCGAAGGUAAUGGCGGACAUGGACCGAACUUCAAGCGAAUCAUGGGCACCAUUAAUAAAGUCGCUGGUACCAAUAUAACUGUCUAUCAUAGCUUUCACGAUGAGGUGGACGCCUAUAAGACGCACAUCUGGCGCUGCAACGGCGUCUGCCAAUAUCACAAUCCCUUUCAGGGCUGGGUUAAGCGCACCGCGAACCGGCCGCCUGGUCCCAGCGAUCAAUGGUGGGCCAAGCAUCAGCGCGAUUGCGGCGGCACCUUCGAAAAGGUCAGCGAGCCAGCCAAACCCGCUGGCAAACCAAUGCCAAAGCCCAAAGGCCCGAAGUAUACAACUAAAUUUAAGAAUGAGACAACCACUUCCGGUGAUGAUAUACGCAAUUAUUUUGGGAAGCCAAGACCGUCGGUGAAUCUGUUGCCGCAAGUGCAGCCAGCUCUCGGUCUGCCGGGCGCUUUCCCGCCCACCUCAUAUCCGGGCUUAUCGAGUAACCCGUUGGCUGGCCUGAAGCCAAGAAAUGGCAACAAGAACCUUGGUAAUGUCGUCGGCCUCAAAGAUCUGGUCGACCUGAGCAGCGGCGACGAGGACAGCAAGCGCGACGUCAAAAAUAAAGCACUGAUCCACCCCGCAAUGCAGGGCCAGGGCUAUAGCAUGACCAACAGCAAGGCCAACGACAGUUCCAGCUGCAGCCCUGCGCAGCAAUCAGAUAAUGUUAAUCGUAAUCAUCUUCGUGAGGUGUGGUCGAAGCGUUUUGCAAACGAUAAUCGGAAAACCACGGAACCGCAAAUCAAGCAAGAGAAUUCAAGCAAACGUCGUCGGGUUUCCGACAAUAUGGUUAGUUGGGAGUCGUACGAUAAUGAUGUUAUGGUACGCGAUAUGCUCGAGCCUGUCAUAAGCAUUUCAGACAGCGACGACGAAAUAGAGCCGGAGGUCAAGUUGCCUACACCUAACGUUCCCAAGAAGGCGCCACAAUUGUCCAGUCACGAGCGCACAAUCAACAUCAAACGCGAGGUGAUGGAGGAUGAGACGAUGUACGGUGACGAUGAAAUUUUCAUGAUUGAUGAUGAAUACGAUGACAGUGUGAACGAGCUGAGUGCAGCCGCUGAGCUGGCUGAUCAGUCCAUCAUCGACGAUCUAUUCGGCGAGGAUACGCUGCUACAGGAGUUCCAGCGCGAGAAUGAUGUAGUGCCCUGCAGUUCGCGCUACCAAUACGAUGCGGGCAAUGACAUAACCAGCUGUCCCAUUUGCUUUGAGAAAAUGAAACGCUCCGAGUUCUCUAACCACCUUGAUGGCUGCAGCAUCACCAUCAGGGUGGCGCCGCCAACCAUUAGAUCGAGCGCGCAGCUGCCCGGCGACAGCAACAGCAUCAACAAACCCAAAUGGAAGCCAAAAGCAAACAAACGCAAAGCCGCCACAUCAAAGCGUCACAUUUUAAAGAGCUCCGGCUACUCGAGUUCCGAUAUAGCUGCAUUAGAUCUCAGCUCAUCCAGUUCGUCCAGUGACUCGGCCAAGACCAGUGAAAGUGAUGCCACCCCACGUCAGGUGCGACAACGCACGCUCUUCAAGCAGACUACAGAGUGUCCCAAGUGCGGCCAGGAGCUGCUUGGACAUCAAAUGGAAGCGCAUCGCAAGAUCUGCAAGCGUUCCAAAUAGUUUAGCUAUAACUCAUCCUAUUGCUAUCAUACAAUUUAUAGUUAGGCCUUUAGAAAUUUUGGGUGCGUAUGCGCCCAUUGAAAUAACUUUGUUUUCGCCACCUUCUUUUGCCAAUCUUAAAUUAUAUU